UCGACGUUUUUAGAGCGUCGACGACGGUGCGCCACUGUAAAUGUUUACUAUCAACAUCCCGCUGCCAAACCCCCAAUCACCUGAGAGAGAGACAUGGCGAAGUCCGACGUCGUCAUUCUAGUUUUCCUCUCUUUCUGCGCUAUAGCGAACUCGGCCCAGAGUGAAGAUAAACGAUGUAUAUGUGUCUGCCCUAAUCCUUCAAAUGUCAAUGGUACCAAGAGCACAUGUGUCAGCUACACAAAGCAUGUAGCACCAAGCAAAUGUGACUGCGAGAAUGUAGUGCUCCCGAAAAUUCCGAAAAACAUAGAGCCGAAUGGACAAGAGUUUUGUGCCCAGUGCGAGUGCAAGUAUGAGAGUCGUAACAGCACCACUAUCAAGGUUGUUGUCAUUUUGGUACUCUGGAUAAUCUCCCUGUUGGUGGUCUACAUGUUGUUCCUCCUCUGUCUCGAUCCACUGCUGAACAAGAGGCGCUCGCAGCCGUCAUACCAAGAGCACACCAAUGAAGAGGAGGAAGCUGGAGCCAUAGAGGGGGCACCUGGAAUGGCACAGCCUUUACGCGUAAGACCUAACGUCCUCGGCAGAGUAGGCCACCAGCAAGACAAGUGGAAACGGCAGGUGCAAGAGCAGCGCCGCAACAUUUAUGACAGGCACACCAUGCUCAACUAGUGUAGAGUAAUUGAUGGUAUAGUACCAUAGGUCUUUGUGUUCAGUUCAAUGUUUAGAUACAGGCAGUGUUUAUUCUAUGCCAGCUUGUUUUGUUCUCUGUUAAGAAGGAAAUGAAUGCAGACUAUCCAUUGCUUGGGAUAUUGUAAAAGCAUGGAGUCUGCGGUUUGUUAAUAUGAAAGUACAGUCAACUCUCGUUGUCCGCGCCUAAUUAGUUUCAGAAAAUGGUCGUGGAUAUCAAAAUCAUGGUUAUGAAACACACAUUUCCCAUAAGGAUUAAUGGUAAACCAAUGUAAUAUAGACCUAACGCCAAAGUUUUAUUUAUGCAUUACCUAAAUGGACUCUACUAACUUGAAAUAAAUACGUACAAGUUGUCUCUUACUUACGAUGGGGUUAGGUUCCAAAAAACCCAUCGUUUGUUGAAAAAAAGUGUAUCUCGAAUAUAGCCUAGCCUACACUAGGGUAAUUGGUACCAUCUUCACAUAUAUACCUAGCCUACACUAUACAGUUUAGUUACUCGGUGCAUAUAUGGUGUAGAAAUUAUUGAUAUCAGUUAAUUCUCUCAGUUCAAUGAAUAUUGACUAAUGAUAAUUCAGUACAAAGAGAAAUUGAAUAAAAUUAACAAGAGUUAGCCUUGCGUACAUUACAAUAAUCGAAUGUAUGUACAGUAGCCUAGCCUACAGUAUACUCGGUUAUUAUUGGCUAAUUCUGGAGGUUCAGUGCAUUCUAAUGAUGAUAAUGCAGUUCAGAAAGAAAUUGAACACGAAACGAGAAUCAGAUUGUAUAAUAAAGAAAUUGAACAAGAAACGUGAAUCAGAUUCGGUAGGACUUCCGCAUAAUUGAACGGUGUCAGGCUUGGUGAUAGCUACGUAUAAUUAUAAAAUACAAAUAUGAAUCUUUUUCCAUGAAGUUUUUAAAGUUAUACAUUACUUCGCUUUAUCCAGUUAUAUUUUAUGUAUCUUCAUAUCAUAUUAUACUAUACAAUACUAACAUAGUGGUCAAUUUUUUGUUUUGGAAAUCAGCUGAUGGUGAAUACGAGUUUAUUUUGCCGUAUUCAACUCUGUUCUCAGUGUAUGUUCUUGCUCCUAGUUAGCAUAAAUGAAUAUCUAUAAACUUUACUUAUAGGGGACAAAGUCAUUUUUCGUUAUAUGACAAUGUUUUUAAGACUAAAUUUGACUUAAAAAUACAUCUCAUUGUGAACUAAUUAUUUUUUUGUUAAUAGCCUGCGUAAUAAUCCACCGAUUCCAUUAGUUAUGUUCACUUGUUUUCAUUGUAAAACAAGCUUUACGCUAUUUAUCUUUUGUCAAUGUGCAAACAACAGUUAAAUGUGCUCUUUGAAUCAUGCCCAGUAGUUUUGAGUAAAAUAAUUUUCUCUCGGGUUUUAUCUAAGGUUGUAUUUGAAUUCGUAUCAAAGUUUGGGAGUUUUAUCCAUGCCUGAAUAUUAUUUUAUCAGUUUCAGCUACAACUGUCUGUUUAAAUUUAACAGUAUAUUGCCUUGAUGAUGUCACAGCAAGUAAAGUUAUCACAUAAAAUUAUAUCAGUCCUAUUCUACAUAAUAUCAUUUAUAACACAACUAUGGUAAUUGUUUACUAUCGUACAAUGGUUGAAAUACAGGCAAAACGGAUGUUGUUGUUAUCUCAUUUGGUUGUACUUAGCAAAAAAAUUGUUUCUUGUUUGGUUGCUCAUGGCUGUAAACAUUUAUGCAACAGGUAUAACAUUAAAACAAUACUUUCAUCAUUCUCUUUACCUUUUUUAACUUAAUUUAACUUAGAAGAUGGCAUAAAGAUAUGGGGGUAAAGAAGGUAGGUGAUUGUAAUUUGGCCUCUCUCAAGUUUAAUAUUUAAUAAUUCGGCAGGAUAAUUUGUAAACAAAAUACACAUAGCAUUAUUGGAAAUACUGGGCGUUUUAAUCACGUACACAGUUUUGAGCACAAUUUUUAGGUAUUGAACUGCGCUAUUCAGCAAUUUUUCGUGAUAAAAUUUGUAGAUGCAUAUUCAGCGAUUUUUGGCGUUUACAAAAUUUAUAGUUUAAUUUACCUUUAUUGCGUUGUACCAAAUUCGUGAUUAUCAAACACGGAUAACGAGAGUUUACUGUAAUUUAACAAAAUAUGGUUUAAAUUGAUUAAAAAACUUCUUAUUUAUUAAUAAUUGCUUUGCUGUAUAUGUAAAUGGAUGUUAAUUAUGAAUAUCAUAACUGUAUAAUAUAUAGUAUAUAUAUAUGUAUGAAUGCAUGUGCUCGAGUACACUGCAUUUGUACUACUUAUUAAUGGUCUUCAUAAGGUGAAGAAUUUUUAUUUCAGACUUUGCGCAAGUGAUCAGGUCUUUCAUUGUAAUAACAGAUUGGCAUCUUGUUGGUGAUCUGAAAUUUUGAGGGAUUGAAGUGGUUUCACUUGUUAAUUUUUUUUUUUCAUACAGAAAAUCAUAGAUUUUCUCUCGAGUGCACUUGAAAAGACGUAAUGUAGUUAUGUUCGUGUAGGAACCAACUAGUUAAUCCUAUUUAUUGUGCAUAGAGCAUCUUGGAUUUAAGACGUCAGAAGACUAUAAUUGUAAAUUUUGCUUACACUUUUGUCAAGUGUCAGAACGAGGGACAUCUGGUAAAUAUAUUUUAUUUUUAAACCACUUACUCCUUCAGGCCAGCCAUGGGAGUUUGGGAUCUCAACCUAGUGGUCUGGUUAUACUUGUGAUAAUAAUGGUAAUUAAAACUUUUCUGUAUCACUUGACAAAAAGCAUACAGACAUCUUAUAUAAAAACUAAUUUGCUUUGUAUUGCACAUUAUUACAUAUAGGUAUUGUAAGAGACAAUUUGCAAAUUUCCCAGAAAUUAAGUAUUGUGCUGAAUCUAAGAUGCUCUUCAAUUUUUACCAAGUCAUUUUUAUAGUUGAAAGGUUUUUAUUACACUCCUGUAAACAAGGCAGAAAUAGUAAUUUGUAGUGUAGUUGCUUAAAGCACCCAGCCGUAUUUUUAUUAUAUUAUUAUUGUACGUAUACUCUUCCGAUUACAAUAUCUUAAUUCCAAAGAAUUUUGGAGUUAUGAUGUAAAAGAUUCAUCUAAAUAUUUUUUAAAUACUGCGUUGUACAGUUUGCAGCAGUAAAGAUAUUUUAACUACUGUAUAAGCAGAGAAUUUUGUAUUGACAGUCAGCCAUCAUAGAUCCUAAACACCCUACACCUAGAGAAUUGCAUCAGUGUGCAUUGUGGUUGAUGUAACACAUCUUUGAAAUUAUUGGUUUCAUGAGUGGGUGUCAUUCAUGAAAUACGUAGUUCUUAUUCAUACAGCGCUGCUAAUUCCCCAACUCUCAUUCCAUAUGUGGUUCAUAGUCCCACAUUAAGAGACAGCUGAAGAACUGUAUUGUUUUCAAAUUGGCAUUGGUGUAUAGACACAGCAGAAUUGACUUCCCCCAUAUGUGAAUGAAGUACUGAGUACUCCAGUCAGAAUUAUUAUGUUCAGACAUUUCUGAGUUUUCAGAAAAUUUUUAAUAUAUGUAAGAAAAUUUCACCAGGUUUGAUAGCUCUGUAUGUUCCCAUGCAUUUACAAAUUGAUUUCGUAAAAGAUAAUUAAUAGACAUUUUAAUCUAAAUUAAUAUGAUAGCUCUGGAUGUUCCUCUGCAUUUACAGAUCGAUUUCUUAAAGACAAUUAAUAAAGACAUUUUAAUCUAAAUUAACAUAUCACUUUUUGAUUAACAUGUAUUGUUUUCCCUAGAGGUAAGUUGAUAUGCCAUUGAAUAUUAGAAAUUUACUGUCAGUUCGCUGAAAUUUUUAAAAUUUACAGUGUCUACUGUCCAAGUCUACUAUAGAACAUUGCCAUGAUGUGCACAAGGUUAUCCAAGGUAAACCAUGUGAGAAAGAGAGUAAAACACACACACAUCCAUGAGACAAAUUCUUAGAACAGGAAAAAGGGCAGUAAUGAUUUCUGCUUCUCACUUUAUGAGUAGAAAGUUGGCAGCCCUGUUAUAUAAGUAGUAUUUAUUAAUAUUGGAAAACAAACAUUUCAUACCAGCCCUGUGAGAGCCAAUGAUUAUUUUACCUCAGUGGUAAGGUUACUGUUUCAUGUUUGUAUAAAAUGUAUCUGUAUUUGGCAAAGCCUUUAUAAAGUAUUUGCCAGGUACAUAGCUUAAUCUGAGUGCAUAGCUGCUCUUAGUUAGGUUAUUUAGUGUUUGUUAAGGUGAAAGGACCAUCCCUAACGGUGGAAAACUAGUAGUGCCAUUUUAAUUGAUAAAUUAUAGUUUUACUACUUAACUGAUAAAUUAUGGAAUUUUACUAUUUAAUCGAUAAAUUGUGGAGUUUUACCAUAGUCAUAAACUGAAGUUAAUAUCUACUGGGAAUAGUUACUCCCGUAAAUUUUUAUUUGCAAUUUCAAAAAGAUUCUAGUCUUGGUCUCUGGGCAAGGUGAUAAUUACAUUUAUUUUAAAAAUUCCAUAAUUAUGUUAUAUAAUUUUUUUAUGGCUAGUGAGAAAUGAGAAAGUUUCAGAUGAAUAAGGGGUACAGCAAUGAUCUUAACUCGGGAUGGGAGUGCUUUUAAAUAAUUUAAAAAGUGAUCAUUUUAAAUGUUCUAUACUGUAAAUGAAAGUUGACCCAUUAUAUUGGUAACUGCUGUAUUGUAUUUGGUUUCAUUGUUGGUAGCCAGAAGACUAAAACUACCAAGUACAACUGUUUGUGUUGUGAAAAAAAAGUUUUGAACAAAUUGGAAAUGCUAAUUGCCUGGUGAAAGUACCUAAUCUGCCUGAAAAGUGAUUGCAAUCAUAGAUGGAAUGCCCAUAAUCGUCAGUCCUCAAGUCUCCAUUUCCUUUUGUGUUUGUCAAAACGAAUCCAAGCACAUAACUUCUGUAUGUAGUAAUGUAUCUAUAUUUGUUAUUUACUGUUCUUCUUCUGUUUGUUUGUGAUAUCUAUUUUAAUCAACAAGUGUUUUUAUACUUGAAGAAAGCUUUAAUCAUUCCGAUUGGCAGAAAACUGUUUAGAAGGCCUUAAAGAUUUAAUGAACUGAAUUGAAUAUAUAGAAUUUAGGCCAAAGGCCAAGCACUAGGACCUACGAGGUUAUUCAGCUCUAAAAUGGAAACUGACCGUAUAAAAGGUUUGUAAGGUGUAACAGGAGGAAGACCUCAAAGCAGUUGCACUCUCAAUCAAUUGUUGGAAGAGGGUGGAGAGUAAGAUGGAAGAAAGAGAAUAUGAAAGAGGUACAGUAAAAGGAACAAAAGGGGUUGCAACUAGGGACUGAAGACACUAUGCAAAGAACCUUCAGCAUGAGGUGCAUUGUAACAUGAAAUUGCAAGGCAGUUGAUUGAGAUUUGCAUGAGUUUUGUUGUUUAAAAAUACCUGUCAUACUUUCAUUAACCAUGAUUUAUAUAUCAGAAGUUGUUCAGCAAAUAAUUAGUACAUAAAGCAAAUGCUACCGAUAUUGAAAUUUAAGUACUGUAUUUUUUACUACCAUUUUCAUGUACAUUGUCUUGCAGGUACCGUUGUCAAAACUUUUUUUUUUUAUAGAAGAUAGGCACAGCUGUGGAAUUCCAUUAAUAAAAAAUAUAUGUAAUCUUAGCUU
This is a messenger RNA of Macrobrachium nipponense, 6191 nucleotides long. RefSeq lists its product as uncharacterized. The coding region runs from base 94 to 666 and encodes 190 amino acids. The transcript is spliced from 4 exons. The record is from RefSeq and is a predicted model, not a curated record. Gene Ontology annotation, cellular component: lysosomal membrane. NCBI's taxonomy places the organism in Eukaryota, Metazoa, Arthropoda, Malacostraca, Decapoda, Palaemonidae.